Penicillium cinerascens is the source of this 1953-nucleotide messenger RNA. RefSeq lists its product as uncharacterized. The transcript has a single exon. NCBI's taxonomy places the organism in Eukaryota, Fungi, Ascomycota, Eurotiomycetes, Eurotiales, Aspergillaceae. The record is from RefSeq and is a predicted model, not a curated record. The coding region runs from base 1 to 1953 and encodes 650 amino acids.
AUGGCUAUCCCUUCCACUUUCGAUGAGCUUAAAUUGCAUCUUGCCAAGGUCCAGGAAGACCCAUCGACCUCCUUGGAUAUCACCCUCAUCGACCGACUGAAGCUACAGCUCGUUGAAUCCACCGACCCUGUUGUCCCCGCCACGCUCUUAUCGCAGAUAUCAGCUCUUUUGCCUGUCCUGCAAGAAGACCCUACGCCGCUCACUACUCUCGCCGUUAAAACUACGACCUACUUCAGCUUCACAGAUCUUCGCGCUGUCGAUCCGCCGAUUAAUCUUGUUGCUGGUUUAAAGGCUCCGUCCCCGCCCGUCAACCUUCUUGCUCUGUCUUUGCUGGCCAAGGCAGGACAGAUAUCCAGUGAUGCAGCCAUAGUCGCAGGAGAUUCGGGUUUGGUCGCUUCCCUGGUGGAAUUAUGGUUGUCUACCUCUUCGACGGCGGUUGCACAGGCGGCACUCGAUGCGCUGUGGACUCUCUUGGAAGUUGACGUGGCUAGUCCUCUCGAAAAAGGCGAAUACGAUCACACGGGCGAAGAUUGCCACCCUGGGCAGGGCCUUAUGUGGAGAAGGCUGUUUACGGACAAGGAUGUAUAUGGGGUCUUAUUUUCUCUGUGCAGUCUGCAACCUGAUGCGCCAGGCGACUUAUCCAAACGCGAACGGACCUUGGCUCAGGGAAGGCUGAUGGGGCUCCUGGUGAAGGCAGGCCGUUUACGCUGGGAUAUCAUUUCGAAAUCGCAUGUGCCAGAGAUUGAGAUGAAAUAUCACAGCAAGAGCCUGCUACACUUCGCCGCCUGCCAGAUGGUUGACCAGAGCGAUGUGUUGCUGCACAUGACGCUUCUAAAUUUCUACCGGGACCUGUUGGAAAUCGACGCACCCGGCCUCGCUGCCCGAAGCUAUGUGCAGUCUGCCUCGACCUUUUCGUCUCCUGCUCUCGACUUCCUCAUUUCAGAGAAACUACAUUCAAAGGUGCUUGAAUAUUAUCUCAAUGAGUCAAAGCUCGAUUCUGUGGAUCUUGUCUAUCUCUCCGGUCCAAUCAUGGCUUAUAUGGCGAAGUAUGCCGAGUCAUAUCCCAACCACUUCCUCCAGAAUUCUCCUACCGUUCUCGAGGGAAUAAUCUCGCGCAUCUCACGUGCUCUUGCCAUUCCCUCGGCACAGUGGGCUCAUGGAGAGGCUCCUACCGGACACUUGGCCAUUUUGGCAUCCCUCCCUCGAGUCCUUCUGAUUGAAGCUGACAAGAAUGGUUCAAAUCCUCUUUUGAAAAUUCCCACCAGCCCUCCGAACGGAGAAGCUUUGGAUACUCUAGGUCGCGUUUUUCAUGGGCCAGCACGAACGCAUGUUUCCGACUCAAUGGAUCUGGAUAGUUCGGGUCAAACCCCAACAGAUUGGCAUCAUGAAGCCGCUGCGGCGCGCAUGCUCUACUUCCAAUAUCUCAAUGAGCACCCCACCUUCUGGACUGACGUCGUUGCUGCAGCAGAUAUCCUAGCAAUGAAGGAGGUUGCCUUGGCAGCACUCAACUUCAUCCGAGCCAUUGUUAUGGCAAAGUGGCAACCAUUGCCCCCCGCAUCCCAUGUCUCCGGUGCAUCGUCGCGGUUCCAGCUGCCAUCCGAGGAGAGUUUGGGACAGCUUUCUCCAGCUAUGAAUGGUCUGCUCCCUCUCUCCGGCCCAUGGGCUGUUCUCACUCCACCCGCUCUCACAACCCUUCUGCCAUAUCUGUUCAAGCCUCCCCGGUCAUAUUCGGAGUUUGUAGGUGGCGGUGCAGGUGACUCUCAGAAUAUUGUCUGGAAGGUGGCUACCGCCAAGCAUGAUGUUUUGGAGCUCCUCAGUCACCGGCUCCAGCAAAUCGGGGGCCAGAUGGAAGGAUUUGAAGAUAUUUUGCAGACGCUGCAGCAACGGGCGAAUGAGGGUCCUUGGGGACCGGUACAGCCAGGAGCUCCUCAAGUAGAGGCGACUGGACUGUGA